This is a messenger RNA of Pungitius pungitius (ninespine stickleback), 2909 nucleotides long. RefSeq names its product transmembrane channel-like 1 (gene tmc1). The transcript has 17 exons. Gene Ontology annotation, biological process: detection of mechanical stimulus involved in sensory perception of sound; vestibular reflex. The coding region runs from base 10 to 2877 and encodes 955 amino acids. Lineage: Eukaryota; Metazoa; Chordata; Actinopteri; Perciformes; Gasterosteidae. Gene Ontology annotation, cellular component: plasma membrane. Gene Ontology annotation, molecular function: mechanosensitive monoatomic ion channel activity. The record is from RefSeq and is a predicted model, not a curated record.
GAUGGUGAUAUGGGGAGAAGGAAAAGAGGAAAUGAAAGGAGAAAAGGAACAUCCAGAGCAGAGGAAGGGGAUUCACAGACCAGGCCUGAGAGGAUAGAUAGGGGAAGGAGGAAGAGAAGAAGGAGUCAUCAAGAUACAAAAGGGAGAGAGGGGGAUGAGGAGUUGCCCCCCAAAAUACAAAGUGGCAGGGCUGCAAAAACAAGAAAGCACACAAAAAAUGAAAAAACAAGAAAAGAAGAGGAGGAAGAGGAGAAGAAGGCUGAGAAGAGUGAAGGCAAAGAAAGACAUGGCAAGAGAAAAAAGACACAUGGGAGUGCUAAUAAAAAAGAUAAAGAAGAGGAUGGAGGUAAACAUACAAUGAAGGAGAAGGCACAGGAAGUGAAGAGAAAAAAGCACAAGCGAGUUGUUGAAACAAGUCCACAGCCAAGUGAGGAGGAAGACCUUGAUGAAGAGGUCAAUGAGGAAGAAGAGGUGAGACCAGAGUGUCUCUCAUCGGAGGAGCUGGAGAAAUUGAAGGAGGCCGUGGACGAGAGGAAGAAACUGAUCCAAGCUCUCAGGGGAAAGCCGUGGCCCAUUAAAAAGAAACGUGUGACAUUAAGGGAAUCUCAGGAGUUUGUGGAAAAAUAUGAGGGAGCUUUAGGAAAAGGGAAAGGCAGGAAACUCUAUGCAUACAAGGUCUUGAUGAGCAAGAAAUGGAUGAAGUUUCAACGUGACUUUGAAAACUUCAAAACUACCUGCAUUCCCUGGGAGAUGAAAAUCAAGGAGAUUGAAAGUCAUUUUGGCUCCUCAGUUGCCUCUUACUUCAUCUUUCUGCGGUGGAUGUAUGGCAUCAAUAUGAUCUUGUUUUGUCUGACCUUUGGUCUAGUUAUGGUGCCAGAGGCAUUGAUGGGGAGACCGUAUGGCACCAUCCCAAGAAAGACUGUCCCCCGAGCCGAGGCAACCAGUGCCAUGGACUUUGCUGUCUUAUGGGACUUUGGAGGUUACGCUCAGUAUUCGGUCCUCUUCUACGGUUACUACAACAACCAGCGAGCCGUCGGCUGGCUCAAGUUCCGCAUGCCUCUGUCAUACUUCCUGGUCGGCGUGGGAACAGUGGCCUACAGCUAUAUGGUGGUUAUAAGAACGAUGGCCCGUAACGCAAACGAGUCAGGGGUCGGAGACGAUAACAGCUUUAAUUUCACCUGGCGAAUGUUCACCAGUUGGGACUACUUGAUAGGAAACCCUGAAACUGCGGACAAUAAGUUUGCCUCCAUCACCACCAGUUUCAAGGUCAGUGUAGCUGGUAGAGUACAGUGGCCGAUGCCUUGUACGCCACAUCCAUCUGUAUCCGGUGUCCUUCUACCCCCGCAGGAGGCAAUUUUAGAGGAGCAGGAGAGCCAAAAGGACGACAACAUCCAUUUGACUCGUUUCCUGCGUGUGCUGGCCAACUUCUUGGUCUUGUGCUGCUUAGCGGGAAGUGGAUACCUCAUCUACUUUGUAGUGCGCCGCUCUCAGAAGUUUGCCCUCGACGGUCUGGAAAAUCACACCUGGUGGGAAAGGAACGAGGUGAACAUGGUCAUGUCACUACUGGGGAUGUUCUGCCCAAUGCUGUUUGACGUCAUCAGCGCCCUGGAGAACUACCACCCCCGUGUCGCCCUGCAGUGGCAGCUGGGUCGCAUCUUUGCCCUCUUCUUGGGUAAUCUCUACACCUUCAUCAUUGCGCUUAUGGAUGAGAUCAACCUCAAAAGGGAAGAGGAAAAUAUCAUUAAGUUCAAUAUAACCGUCUGGGAAGCCAGUCUUUACAAUGGCACAGUGUCAGAAAACGGCACGGCUCCACCCAUCACUAUCGAGCCCGCCGAUGUGCCCCGAGGGCCCUGCUGGGAGACCAUGGUGGGCCAGGAGUUUGUUCGGCUCAUCAUAUCUGAUACCAUGACGACCUAUAUCACGCUGCUGAUCGGUGACUUCCUGAGAGCCGUGCUUGUCCGUUUCCUCAACUACUGCUGGUGUUGGGAUCUCGAGGCUGGAUUUCCUUCCUACUCUGAGUUUGAUGUCAGUGGGAACGUACUGGGCCUAAUCUUCAAUCAAGGAAUGAUAUGGAUGGGUGCUUUCUACGCCCCCUGCCUACCCGCCAUGAAUGUCAUACGGCUCCACGUGUCCAUGUACCUGCAGUGCUGGGCCGUGAUGUGCUGCAAUGUGCCCCAGGAAAGGGUCUUCAAGGCCUCUGGCUCGAACAACUUCUAUAUGGCCAUGUUGCUGGUCAUCCUCUUCCUUUCCACUCUGCCUGCCAUCUACACCAUCGUCACCAUCCCCCCUUCUUUUGACUGCGGACCCUUCAGUGGGAAACAACGUAUGUUUGAUGUGAUCCAGGAGACUCUUGAGUCAGACUUCCCUGCCUGGUUUGGCAAACUGUUCAGCUACGCCUCUAACCCUGGACUGGUGCUGCCCUUCAUACUGCUUAUGGUAUUGGCCAUUUACUACUUGCAAUCCACAUCCAAAAGUUACAAAGAAUCUAAUAUGGAACUGAAGAAAAAACUCCAAACGCAAAAUGAGGAGAACAAGAAGAAGAACAAACUAGCAGCACUGAAGGCACAAAUGGAUCUAGAAGAGGCCAGAAAAGGUUCAUCUCGAAAAGCUCAACAACAAAAAAACAAAAAUGCUUCACUGCAAGUCCAAGAGGCAGAUGAAGAAGACCACAGAAACAGUCAGAGGCUACAUCGUAGUAAAAAUGGACGCGACGUUUCUCAUUCAGUUAGAGAACAAAGAGGCCAACUCCCAACCUCCAAAGGCCCUGUCGCCAGGGCCUAUCGACAUGGUAACCAGGGGACUCCUGGGUAUCUGCCCAGUUUCCCUCAGCAAAGUGAACCGAGGAUGCACAGAGUGCUGAGUCUGCAGAGACACUGAGGGAAUAAAAUUCUGUAUUUGAGCAAAUGUCA